GGAGCGGCGGGUUCGGCGGGUGCUCCAGCUGCCGUCCGCUCCGCCCGAAUCGCCGAGGAGCCGAGCAGAGAGGCCCGCCGUCCUCCUCCUCCAUGAGGGCCGAGUGAGCGCGGCGGCGAGAGCCGGCCCGCGGCGCCUCCCCCCGCGUCCUCUCCCGAGCGCAGCGGCAGCGGCCCCCGGCGGCGGCGGCGGAGGCGGAGGAGGAGGAGCAUGUCGGACGGUUUCGAUCGGGCCCCAGGUGCUGGUCGGGGCCGGAGCCGGGGCCUGGGCCGCGGAGGGGGCGGGCCUGAGGGCGGCGGUUUCCCGAACGGAGCGGGGCCUGCGGAGCGGCCGCGGCACCAGCCGCCGCCGCAGCCCAAAGCCCCGGGCUUCCUGCAGCCGCCGCCGCUGCGCCAGCCCAGGACGGCCCCGCCGCCAGGGGCCCAGUGCGAGGUCCCCGCCGGCCCCCAGAGGCCUCCCCGGCCCGGGGCGCUCCCAGAACAAACGAGGCCCCUGAGAGCUCCACCUAGUUCACAGGAUAAUAUCCCGCAGCAGAACUUGGAGUCAGCGAUGGCUAAACCCCAGGUGGUUGUAGCUCCUGUAUUAAUGUCUAAGCUGUCUGCGAAUGCUCCUGAAUUUUACCCAUCAGGUUAUUCUUCUAAUUAUACAGAAUCCUAUGAAGAUGGUUGUGAGGAUUAUCCUACUCUAUCAGAAUAUGUUCAGGAUUUUUUGAAUCAUCUUACAGAGCAGCCUGGCAGUUUUGAAACUGAAAUUGAACAGUUUGCAGAGACCUUGAAUGGCUGGGUUACAACAGAUGAUGCUUUGCAAGAACUUGUAGAACUCAUCUAUCAACAGGCCACGUCUAUCCUAAAUUUCUCUUACAUGGGAGCUCGCCUGUGUAAUUACCUGUCCCAUCAUCUGACAAUUAGCCCACAGAGCGGCAACUUUCGACAGUUGCUGCUUCAAAGAUGUCGGACCGAAUAUGAAGUUAAAGAUCAAGCUGCAAAAGGCGACGAAGUGACUCGGAAACGAUUCCAUGCGUUCGUCCUUUUCCUGGGAGAGCUCUAUCUCAACCUGGAGAUCAAGGGAACAAAUGGACAGGUGACAAGAGCGGAUAUUCUUCAGGUUGGUCUUCGGGAGUUGCUGAAUGCCCUCUUUUCUAAUCCUAUGGAUGACAACUUAAUUUGUGCAGUAAAAUUACUAAAGUUGACAGGGUCGGUUUUGGAAGAUGCCUGGAAGGAGAAAGGAAAGACUGAUAUGGAAGAAAUCAUUCAGAGAAUUGAAAAUGUUGUCCUAGAUGCAAAUUGCAGCAGAGAUGUGAAACAAAUGCUCUUGAAGCUUGUAGAACUCCGGUCAAGUAACUGGGGUAGAGUUCAUGCAACCUCAACAUACAGAGAAGCAACACCUGAAAAUGAUCCUAACUAUUUUAUGAAUGAACCAACAUUUUAUACCUCUGAUGGUGUUCCUUUCACCGCAGCUGAUCCAGAUUACCAAGAGAAAUACCAAGAGUUACUUGAAAGAGAAGACUUUUUUCCAGAUUAUGAAGAAAAUGGGACAGAUUUAUCAGGGGCUGGUGAUCCAUACUUGGAUGAUAUUGAUGAUGAGAUGGACCCAGAGAUAGAAGAAGCUUAUGAAAAGUUUUGUUUGGAAUCAGAGCGUAAGCGAAAGCAGUAAAGAUAAAUUUCAACACAUCAGUUUUAUAAAGCAGUUUAGGUUAUGGUGAUUUAGCAGAACACAGGAAAAUGUGUCACACUUAUACCAAAUUAAGGAUGUUGAGUUAUGUUACUAAUGUAUGCAACUUUAAUUUUGUUUAACACUAUCUGCCAAAAUAAACUUUAUUCCCUAUAACUUAAAAUGUGUAUAUAUAUAUAAUAGUUUAUUAUGUACAGUUAAUUCCACUGUUUUGGCUGCAAUAAAAUCGAUUUUGAAAUAAAUGAAAUGUUGAAAGUAAA
This is a messenger RNA of Neogale vison (American mink), 1931 nucleotides long. RefSeq names its product poly(A) binding protein interacting protein 1 (gene PAIP1). Gene Ontology annotation, biological process: regulation of translational initiation. The transcript has 11 exons. Lineage: Eukaryota; Metazoa; Chordata; Mammalia; Carnivora; Mustelidae. The record is from RefSeq and is a predicted model, not a curated record. Gene Ontology annotation, molecular function: protein binding; translation activator activity; RNA binding. Bases 211 to 1653 code for a protein of 480 amino acids.